Molecule: messenger RNA, 927 nt
Organism: Desarmillaria tabescens
Lineage: Eukaryota; Fungi; Basidiomycota; Agaricomycetes; Agaricales; Physalacriaceae
Exons: 3
Coding region: 101-745 (214 amino acids)
Source: RefSeq, a predicted model, not a curated record
AGCGGAAGGCCGGUCCGACGGAACAUGUGGACCCCGACCACCGUACUGCAGUUUCAAUCAAUCAACUGACCUUCCGGAGGGGAACUUGUCUCUGGCCGUGAUGGCGUUGGGCCACACCGAAUCUUCAAUAUCAUCGACGACGAGCAUAAUGUCAGAGACGGCAAGCCCAACGAUGUCUUCCAUUGCCACCGACACUGGAUCUAUGUCGAAGGGAGCCAACUAUUUUUUUGGCUUUCUGAUAGCAUUUGUGGCCAUUCUGUUCGUUUUCAUUGGCUGUGGAAUGGCUACGCGAAGACGGUAUCAACGGCGGAGGGGUCUCAUCUUCAAUUUGGAUGACCUACAAGGAAUGCCAGGCCUGUUUGGGUCGCGACAACAGCUUGUUGGGGAGAAACCAAUAAUGUGGGAGCCGUGGGUAGUGAAGCACGACGAUUACUCGUGGUCUACGAUACAGCCCUUGUCUGCUUCGCGGUCGAACAAGCCUUGUCCCAAAACGAUACCCCGCCCAGCUCCGAUACGAUUACCUUCGCGGAACCCUACUGCCAUACAUGGUCUUUCUCUACCGACAUGGGCUCCUGCUGAUAGUGAAGUCGAGAAAGAAGCUCCAUCACCAGAAGAAUCCGUGCCUUCCACUCUUCAGAUAUCCCUUCUCAUUUCUAUGCCUGGUCAACCGCUGGACAAUCCCACGUUUACUGAAUAUCAGAUCGGCGUUGCACGCCUACCAUGGGAGCAGUGGAUGGCAUCUUGAUGCUGUCGCGCUGUAACAUCAGUUGUAUAAUAAUUGUAUUCAUAUUACCCUCAUGGAUAUCCCCUACGGAUUGUACUUUAGCUUUGGAAACUUGCAGGGUUUAAUUCUUUUGUUUCUCCGGUACCCGCGAAGGUCAAGUUGAUGACCGAACCGGCAUAUCGAACCCUAGCGAAGCGUCCCAC